Messenger RNA from Aureobasidium vineae, 663 nucleotides. NCBI's taxonomy places the organism in Eukaryota, Fungi, Ascomycota, Dothideomycetes, Dothideales, Saccotheciaceae. The record is from the annotation of a GenBank genome assembly.
AUGUUUGCCAAAGCAUUUCACAGAGCCACCCACAGUGGAAGCGUAGAAGCCUGGGCUUUCCACGACGACGGUUUCUCAGAAGCCACAAAAGACAAAGUAUUCAUAUACCAAACCUCUGCUCAAGACAUCAAAGCAAUACCCCUACACACCCUUGUCAUCUGCGGCAUCUGCGACGAAAACCGCACAGCAACGGAAAUCCACCGCCAACUCAUUGAUAUAGAAAUCCUCAGUCGCGAGACCGAUCAUCUCAAUGCUGCAUCCAUCAAUGGCGCCGCCAUGGCCAGGAAAAUCGUCCUGAUAACACGCCACAAACUCUCCCUUCUGGUUAACUUUCUCUUUUGGUGGGAAGAGGAAAUGGUGCGGUGGGAGAAUCUGGAAGCUAGGAAAGAAAGCUAUGCCCAGCAAUUGGAGGAAGCGCAUCCGGAGGAAAGUGCAGAAGAGAGAGUGGGGAAGGUGGAUGACGCUGUAAGGAUUAUCGAGGGCAUGCAGAGGGAGUUGCCGAGUCAAAGGCAGCAGAGCAAAGAGACUAGUCUGAAUACUACGGGAGGAAGUAGGAGGCAGUGGGAGCUGAUGGAGAUGGAGAGGCGGGUGGCUGAGAGGGAAGGAUCAAGUGAAGAGGCCAUUGAGGAUGAGGGUGGACUGCCUGUAUAUACGCAUGUGUGA